Eufriesea mexicana is the source of this 1346-nucleotide messenger RNA. RefSeq names its product death domain-containing immune deficiency protein (gene imd). The transcript has 5 exons. The coding region runs from base 389 to 1228 and encodes 279 amino acids. Lineage: Eukaryota; Metazoa; Arthropoda; Insecta; Hymenoptera; Apidae. Gene Ontology annotation, molecular function: protein binding. The record is from RefSeq and is a predicted model, not a curated record. Gene Ontology annotation, biological process: signal transduction.
AUUAAAGCACAAUAAAUGGAAAUAAUUAACUGUUUAAAAUCUAGUUAUAUCAAUUUUCUAUAUAACUUGCUUAUUAUUACUUGCGAUAACAUUGUCGUACAUAGAGAACCGGUUUUGCUUCUGGAAAACCCAGAUCAUCGUAAGGUCAUUAAAGAUCGUGUUCAUACGACAUUGUUCACACAGUGUAUGAUACACUCAUAAUUAGGAGAUAAAGAUUUUGCUAAAAGUAAGAAUUUCAAGAAACUUUCACUUUUCUUUAAUUCGAUUUAGACGUAUAUUCGAUAGAAGAAAAGCAUCGAUACAGAUAAAGUGCAGAAUCUAAAAAAAAAAAGAAUACUGUUAAAUAUCUAAUAUAGGAGUUAAGAUAAAAAAAAGAGAUAACGCGAAAAUGCCUAUACUUUCGAAUUUAUCUCGUCGUUUUCAUAUGUUAACGACCGAUGCAAAACCCGAUCCACCACGGAUACCAAUCAGUGGAUAUACGCACAAUUUAGUGUCGAAUACGAAAAACAAUGAUGAAUCGAAGAAAACCAACUACGAAUCUGUUCCUGUCACUAAAGAAGCACAAUUCGAACGAAAUAAUGCAAUACAAUCUGAAAAAGAAAAAUCUCGCCUGAAUAAUGCAGUACCUAUCGUAGGAGCUAAUUGUUCUUCCAAAAAACAAGAUCUGAAUAAUACAAAAUCUUCUCCACAUUCUACAAAAGAACGAAUAAGACCAAAUGUUAAAACGAAAACAAAAAUGAAACAACAUAAACACUCACAAGGGUCCUGUGUCGUGAAUUAUAAUAUAAUUAAUUCAAAUGGUGUAAAAAUUGGCUCAAGAACGAGUUACAUUUGUAAUAUUAAUCAAUUUGCUAAAAAUAACACUGAAACGUCAGGAGAAACAUGGUCGAAAUCGAAAAUUCGACAACAAAUGCCAGUAGAAGUAAAACGUUUAUGCGCUUCGACUAACGAAAUUACCUUAAAUGAUAUAUUUAUUAUUAAAACUUAUAUUGGACAUGGUUGGAAAGAUGUUGCCAGAAAAUUAUUAUAUUCAGAUGGUCAAAUUGAACAGUUUGAAGAAAAUUAUAGAUUCCAAGGCAUAAGCGAAGUAAUCUAUCAAAUAUUUCUUGACUGGAAACAGGCUAAUACAAAAGAUGCAGACCUUGGUAAUUUAAUAAAUAUAUUAUGGGAGUGCAAAGAAUAUGACUGCGCAGAAAGAUUAGUCUCUGUUCAUAGUAAUUCAGUAUAAAUACAUCUUAACUAACAUAUGUAAAACUAUAUACGACACAUCUUCUUAACAAUUUAUCUUUUAGUUGGAAAUAUUCAAACACUAGUUACUAUGCAUGUUAUUUAAAAAUAAAAAUUAU